Molecule: messenger RNA, 2265 nt
Organism: Spirodela intermedia
Lineage: Eukaryota; Viridiplantae; Streptophyta; Magnoliopsida; Alismatales; Araceae
Source: the annotation of a GenBank genome assembly
AUGAACUUCUCUGAUCAAAACAAGCUUGGUGAAGGAGGGUUUGGUGUUGUCUACAAGGUAAACUACUAAGUUAAAAUCGUUAUUUAUUUUGUCAUGAUAUUCAAUCUGAUCCUUAUGAACCUUCUAAUAGGUUCUAAGUUAGUUAGUCAUACUUAUGUUUCUUCUUAGACAACUAUUGCAGUCUAGAUCUAAUCUAGGGCAGUAUCAUCUCAGCAAAGACCGCAUCCUCUGCAAAUUUUCAUUGAUCCAAGGUCUCUACAUUGCACAUUAACUGGUAUUCAUAUCAUUAAAGCAGGGUGUGUUGGAAGAUGGGCAAGUAAUAGCAGUGAAGAAACUUGUAACAAACUCUGGCCAAGGAAUAGGAGAACUUAAGAAUGAGGUUGCCCUAGUGGCCAAACUCCAACAUCGUAAUUUGGUAAGAUUGAUGGGUUAUUGCUUACAAGCGCAAGAGAAGCUAUUAGUGUACGAAUAUCUGCCGAAUAAAAGCCUCGAAAAAUUUUUAUUUGGUAUGCUUCUAAACAUUGUGAUUCUUUCUAUUCUUCAAAAUACAACAUCCCAUCAGUUUGAUUUAUCAUUAGCCACUCACUGUUUCCUUUCAUGGUAGCGAUGAUAUAAAUUUCUGCAGGGUGUGUUUCAAGAUGCACAUAAUGUGUACCUAAUCAGGUUAACUUUGCAAUGUAGAUCCAUUUAGAUCCAAGGAACUGACCUGGGAGAUGAGGCUGAAGAUCAUUGAAGGAAUUGGGCGGGGACUCCUCUAUCUUCACGAGGAUUCUCGACUAAAGAUUGUCCAUAGAGAUCUUAAAGCUAGCAACAUAUUGUUGGAUGAAAGGAUGAAUCCGAAGAUUGCUGAUUUUGGCCUCGCCAGGCUAUUUGAUAAUGAACAAAGUUAUGGAAAUACAAAUCAAAUUGCUGGAACACAGUAAGUUUACACAACCAAUAUAUGAACAACUUCCAUAUUAUUUACUGCUUUUGGUACAAGUUUAAUGGUUUCAUAUAUUUGCAUCCAUAUACAUACAAGUGUCAGCUGACUGAACCCAAGUAGAGUUAGUCCAUGGUUAGAAGAGAGAAGUGUAGGAAAUGAGCUCAAUUUAGGGUGUAUACUAGAGUAGUUCGAUAUCAGAGGGAGCUCUCCUUUGUUGUGGUAGCUAUGAAACAGAAGCGAGAGAAGGGUAUCUGCAUAGGUGUUGUGAAGAAGAGUAGCAUUGCGUGUACGAGAGAGGCAUCUUCCAUGCAUUUCAUACCAUCUGACACUACCCUCACGAAUGUAAACAACUGUUGGAGCCGCUGGCAGUCGUAGACUGCCAGAAGCGCCACCGGUGGUGAGAGAGCCAUCGGCUUGUGAACGAGGAGAGAGAAGAGGAAAGGGCAAAUAGAAUAGACUAAUAGUAUUUAUGCCUGCCCGAUAAGAGUGAUCAGAUCCUGUUUGGCGUAAGUGAAACCGAUUAACCGGAUGCGACUCUCCCUUGAAUGGAAGUAUAUAAAUACAAAAGAUAAGCGAGUUAUUACACAAAUAAAAGAGGAUUACGGUAAAUGUGUAAUCUCUCAUUCUCCGACAAUAACUGUGUGAAAUCAUAUUAACUUUGUCAAAGAUCAUGAUCAAUGUGCAUUGGAUAACUUUCCAUCAUCAGAAAUGCUAAAACAUGUUCAUUUACUGGUGAAAGUGGCUACAUGGCACCGGAGUACGUGAUGCAAGGGCAGAUCUCUACAAAAUCAGAUGUGUACAGCUUCGGCGUCCUACUUCUGGAAAUAGUGACAGGCAAAAGAUGUGCCGGCUACUAUGGCUCUGAUCCUCCAACCGACCUUAUAAGCUAUGUAAGAGUCAUCAUAACCUUUCAAACUACGUUCUGUGUAUCUACUUUGACGCCCUUCUGUGAUGAGCUUCUCGAUAAUUUUACUAUAUCCGGCAUAUUUAUAUAGAUUUGGCGGCAUUGGGAGGAAGGGAACCCAAUACAAUUGCUCGACAGAGGCAUAUAUGAGGGUUGUUCAGCGGAAGAAGUGUUGAGGCGCAUCCACAUCGGACUACUGUGCGUCCAACGUGACCCACUGGAGCGCCCGAGUAUGUCCUUGGUGGUCGUGAUGCUCAGCAGUCACUCAACAUCUCUCCCGACCAUAUCCCCCUUUCCAUGCUUCACCGAUGUGAGCACGAGUACCAGUGAAGACCCAGGAGUGACCAGCAGGCCAACAGGCAUACCCUCCAUGCCCUUGCCCUUGAUAAAUGACGCAUUGGCGAUCAAUUCAGACAUCACAACAUUGGAACCUCGCUAG